Molecule: messenger RNA, 3905 nt
Organism: Brachypodium distachyon (stiff brome)
Lineage: Eukaryota; Viridiplantae; Streptophyta; Magnoliopsida; Poales; Poaceae
Exons: 4
Coding region: 71-3601 (1176 amino acids)
Molecular function (GO): protein binding; mRNA binding
Source: RefSeq, a predicted model, not a curated record
AGCUCCAAACCCUCCCGACAAACAUUUGAAAUCCCAUUCACGGCCCUUCCGAUUCCCCCACUUUCUUCCCAUGGCCGCUCCGCCGCCGGUGCUCACCGUGGUGGUGGAGAAGGGCCCGCGCGCGGGGGAGACCCGGCACUGCCGCGCGGGCUCCGCGCUACGCGUUGGCCGCGUCGUCAAGGGCAACGACCUCGCCGUGCGCGACACGGGGGCGUCGCAGCAGCACCUCGCCAUCCGGUUCCUACCGCCGCCCGCCGCCGCCGUGUGGGCAGUCUCCGAUCUCGGAUCCUCCAACGGAACCUUCCUCAACGGCGCCCCCCUCGUGCCCUCCGUCCCCGCCCCGCUCUCCCACGGGGAUCUGAUCAAGAUCGGCGAUUCCACCGUGCUCGCCGUGUCCAUGGCGCCCGAUUCGGAUCCGAAUCCAGUCACUAAUCCCAGCCAGAGGCGCUCCUCGCGCCGCACGGCGGCUGUGGUGCCGGUGGUGGUGGAGGAGAAGCCCUCUGUGGUGCCCCGCCGGGGCACACGGAAGAAAGCGCCGCAGGCAGCGGAGCCCCCUAGAGUGGAGAAGGAAGAGCAGGACGCAGUGGCAGUGGUGGUGCUUGAUGAGAGGCCCCAAGUGGUUACGCGCCGGGGAGGACUGAAGAAGCUGGUUGAAGAGCCCCCCCUAGGGGAUAGGGAGGACACUGCAGAGGCACCGCGGCUUGAGGAGCAGAAGAAGGCAGAAGAACCUUCUGAACCAGAGAAUGAUGACGAGGAGAAGAAGGAAGACACAGUGGUGACACGGCGUGGUCUGCGAAAGAAGGAGGAGGAGGCAAAUGUGGUGUUGCGUCGUGGCAGGCAAAAGAAGGCCUCGGCCCUUGAACCAGAGAAGGAAGGGAAGGAGGGUCUGGUGGUGACACACCGCGGCAGAAGGAAGAAGAAUGAGGCAACAGUCGCCCCUGUGCCAUUGCCUUCAAAGAGGAGGCUUAGAAGGGUACAGAGAAGUGAAGCAUCCUCUAGUGCAAUGAAAACUGUUCUUGAUGAUGAUGAGGUGGUGCAGGGGGGAAAUGAAUUGGCUGCGUCAAGAGUGCGGGCAGGGAACCUGCUGACUUUGGCGACAGCGAAGGGUGGUGAGGAACAGAAGGGGGGUAAAGAGGCCACUGGGCAUGGAGGGGCCGAAGGGACAGUGAGGACACUGGAGGAGCAAGUGCCAAAGGGAAGGGCCAGUGCUAAGCUUGCUUCUUCUAAUAACGGGGUUUAUGCGGCUGUAGUUGAGCUCACUGAAGAGAUAGAGCUGGCUGCAGAGGCGCCACGACGGGACAGGUGGAAGAGGACCGUGGAGCCCCCUGUGCAGGAGAAGGAAGAGAUGGAUGCCGUUGCUGUGACGCACCAUGAUGGCCAGAAGAAGGCUGCAGUGGUGAGGCGCCGUGUCGGGAGGAAGAAAGAUGCGGCAAUUGUUGCCCCUCCACCACAGCCUCCAAAGAGGAGGUCCGAAAAGGACCAGGGAAGGGUUACGAGAGCUAGUGCAAGGAAUAACGUUCUUCAGGAGGAGGACAAGGUGGAACAAGAGGGAAAUGGUGUAGCUGCAGCAAGAGAGCAAGCAGGGAAUCCAUCCAUUGUGACGUUGGUGCAUGGUGGUGAGGAUAAAGAAGUGAAAGGGUCCACGGAUGCAUUGGAGGAUGAAGCGUCAAAGGGGAGGGCCAGUGCCCAGCAUGCGUCUUCUGACAACAGGGGUCAGGAGGAACAGGGUGGUGCUCAUCGUUCUUCUAGAGAUGAUUCAGGAUCUAAUGGAAUCCCCAAUACUACAAGCAAAUACAGAGAGGAUCGAAAGCUGAAGGCGUACUCGACCCCCUUCGAUGUCAGUCAAUUUCUUGAGAUGACUGCUCAUUUUGUUACACGACUAGCAAAGAGAAAACACCAAAGGAUAUCAAAGGUGAAGAAGGAUGAAGUUAGAUAUGCGACAGAUAAGAUGGGUUCACUCUUCCGAGAAAAUUGCGGCAUUCUCGUAGUUUCUCUCGGCUGUAUCAAAAGUCAAAACGCACUUCCCUCUUGGCCUCUUGCGUCCUCCUCAAAAUUCAAAAUCUGCCCCGCUUCUCCUCUCUCCGACCUUUCCGAUUCCCCGAAACCCCCGAUGGCCACCCAGCCUCCGCCGCCGGUGCUCACCCUCACGGUGGAGAAGGGGCCGCGCAAGGGAGAGAUCCGGCAGUGCAUCGCGGGGUCCGCGCUCCGCGUCGGGCGCGUCGUCAAGGGCAACGACCUCGCCGUGCGCGACGUGGGCGCGUCGCAGCAGCACCUCGCCAUCGAGUUCCUCCCGCCGCCGGCCUCCCGGUGGGCCGUCUCCGACCUCGGCUCCUCCAACGGGUCCUUCCUGAACGGCGCUCCCCUCGUCCCGACCGUCCCCGCCCCGCUCUCUGACGGGAACCUGAUCAAGAUCGGCGAGUCCACCGUGCUUGCCGUGUCCCUCGCGUCCGAUUCAGAUCUGUGCCGCGGCGCUGCUGCGGCCGCGGGCCCUAGGCGCUCCUCGCGCGGCCCGGCGGUGCCAGCGGCGGCGGAGGAGAAGAAGCCCCCAGCGGGGGACCGCCGGGGAACGCGGAAGAAGGCCGCGGUGGUGGAGGCCCCCGAAUUCGAGGAUGAAGCGCCGGACGCUGCGGCAGUGGUGGUGGAGGAGGAGAAACCCCGCCUGGUUACGCGCCGGGGCGGACGGAAGAAGGCGGCUGCAUCGGACCCCCCUGAAGAACCAGAGAAGGAUGAAGAGGAGAAGGAGGAGCCACCGCUGGUGACGCGCCGCGGCAGGCAGAAGAAGGUGGCGGAGCACCCUGUACCGGAGAAGGAUGAAGAGACGGAGGUGGCCCCGGUUGUUACUCAACUUGAAGGGAAUAAGCAGGCCGUGGAGCCCCCUGAACCGGAGCCGGAGAAGGAAGGGGCGAAGCGUCGUGGCAGGCCAAAAAAGGCCACGGAGGUGCCUGAACCAGGGAAGGAAGAGGAAGCGAAGGCGGAGGCCCCGGUGGCUACACGCCGAAGUGCGAGGAAUAAGGGUGCGGCGACGGCCGCUGCUCCACCACCGCCUGCAAAGACAAGGUCCAGAAGAGGCAGGGGAAGAGGCGCAAGGGCGGCUAGUACAAGGGAGGCCGUUAUUCCUGAGGACGAGGACGUGGAGGAACAGGAGGAAAUUGAGGUGGCCAUGCCAAGAGAGCCUGCAGCGAAUCAUCUGUCGACUUCGACAGUAGUGAAGAGUGCUGAGGCGGAGAAGAUUGCAGCUGGGGAUGGAGAAAUCAAGGUGGCUGCGAAGGAGGCACCGGAGGUGGAAGUGGCAAAGGAGGCAGCCAGUGCUACUGUUGCCAACAAUGGGUGUGCCAAGGAAAACGAUGGUGGAGAAGAUGAAGAAGAGGAUGGCAAGGCAGAAUUGGUUGGCAGUGGUGGAGAAGCAGGGGCCGGGGAGAAGGUGGAGGAGCGUGCUGGGAGAAGCAGCCUUGACACCAUGACAUUGGGGGAGUGGUUCUACCGGAUGGAGAAGUACCUCGUAAGGAAGAUCGAUGAGUAUGCUGACCAGAGCAUCGUGGAGUUGGAGGACCAAGAACGGCGUUUGUAUGAGUACAUAUCGACUCUUGGGAAACAGCUCUGAGACCCCUUUUCCUGAACAACCUAUACUGGAGCUGUUGCCGUGGUUAAUAUACAUCUGCAGUUGCUGAAGAGAAGUUCGUUGGUGUCUCACUAGCUGGUAGCAGUUUGAUCUUUUGCUCAUAGGCUUGUAAUUAGCUUAGUAUUUUAGGUACGUGGUCGUGGUGUUCUCUGUGGGUUAAUUGAAGGUGCGAUACUAGUGGGUUAUUACUUAUUAGAGCGGUUCCAGUGCAAAAUGGAUUUGCUGUAUCUAAUCUAUUGCCGUGUCACUAAGCAGAAAUAAUAAGGAUCAUGUUCCUUGUGGAUCG